GCGAUCUGCAUGUGCCGGAGGCUGGCUGUGUGUAGUUUUAGGGCUGUGUUAUUUUUAAGUAGACAUUAAUUCUAAGUGGUAGUUUUUAUGGAUUUUAUUGUGAUAAUAGUUAGCCAUAAUUAUUAAAAAAGGUAAAAUGAUAGUGGUCUUAAAAUGCCUCCAAAUUUAUGUAAUUGUGUUAAACUUAUCUGUGAUCAGUGCCAACCCCAUUAACACAAACAGUGAUAAUUCUGCAAUUGGAGUGAAUAUGGAUCCUGAUUCACGUGAACUAUUUAUUAGAAACCAAAUAUUAUGUGGGGAUCGUUUAACGAAAACUGUGCACAAUAUAUGUUCAGUACACAAUUCUGCUCCCUCAAGAAGAAAAAGACAAAUUGCAAACGAUUGUUGCAAAAAAAGAGAAGGAUGUUCUUUCGAAUAUUUAACAAGAUAUUGUGCAUCAAUUGAUAACGAAGGUAUCAAAAGGAUGUUGGAUGAUAUAAAAUUAAAAAAUAAAAAUAAACAAAAAAAUAUAAUACCACAACAAAUUGAUAAAUCUGAACCUAAUGAUUACGUACAGGUUAGCCAUUCAAACAAUACAUCAAUUAGUAGUCGUCAAAUACCUCAUUUGAAUCAUUCAUCACAGGAAAAACAUACUCAUCGUACAUCGGGUGACAUCAAAGAACCUCAUCGAACAUCAAAUGCUAACAAAUACCAUCAAAAACCCAGGGGAAAACGCAACUGUACAUGUAAACGGCGAAAGCAAAAGAGAAUUCGCAAAUAUGAUCAAGCGAAGACAACAAAUAAAAUAUCUGGUGGCGAAGUGGGGAUGAUCACAAAUAUGGGAAAUCCGUUUUAUGUUGGAAACUAUUAUUAAGUUUUCUGAAAAUAUGUUGGGUUUCGUUCGACACUCAUAUUAACAAUGAGCGUUAGUAUUCUUUCGGGACCAAAGCCAAAGAACCAUGCGUAUUGCUUUGGUUUGAUUUAGAUCUCUAAACCUUUGUGUAUUUAUUUAUUUUAGUUUAUUAGUAAUACAAAUAUUUUUAUACCGAA
Molecule: messenger RNA, 1029 nt
Organism: Aethina tumida (small hive beetle)
Lineage: Eukaryota; Metazoa; Arthropoda; Insecta; Coleoptera; Nitidulidae
Exons: 5
Coding region: 137-853 (238 amino acids)
Cellular component (GO): extracellular region
Molecular function (GO): hormone activity
Source: RefSeq, a predicted model, not a curated record